Messenger RNA from Ceraceosorus bombacis, 1110 nucleotides. NCBI's taxonomy places the organism in Eukaryota, Fungi, Basidiomycota, Exobasidiomycetes, Ceraceosorales, Ceraceosoraceae. The record is from the annotation of a GenBank genome assembly.
AUGGAGGACUUUACGGAAAGCUACGCUUCAUCAGCUUUCGAUGAACUGCUCACCGAGCCGAUUUCAUCAACAACUCAUCUCGAGAGCCAAGGAGAGGCUAGCAACACCUAUUGGGAUGACCUUGUGGACUGGGUCAGGUCUCAGGAGGGCAUGGAGAGUGCCAGCGAUGCCUCCUUAGGCUUGUUCGAAGCGUAUGAUGUAGGAGUACACGAUGGUACGUCGUCCGAAGCCCCAGGGGUCCCUAGUGGAGAGUGGGAUGAGCCAGAGAGCGAAAAUGGGGGCAGUGCACUGGAGGAGCUAUUCAGCCCUCAGCAUACUAUCAGUACUGCUCAGCAUCAGCCAGCGAUCCAAUCCGCUUGGGACGCCGUCACUGUUGACUCGUUUAUGCCACCAAUUGACCCGCAAUUGCUCGAGGCAGCCCCAGCUUCCAUUCCUACUCCAGAAGACUUCCAAUUUGAAGGUGUUGAUGACCUCACCAACAACUACAUACCUCCAUUUGGCUCUGGAGAGGUCAUCUACAAUGAUCCACCUCACAAUCACCACUACAACCGUGCUCUAGGAGCUAGCCCAACGCCGUCGGAGCUCGACUACAGCCCAGCAUACCUACCAUGCAUCACCAACAAUGCUCAGCACCUUCCUGCUCGCCCUACAGCCCCUCAAGCCAGUGGGGCCAACAGCACAGUUGACUGGGACAAGUUCAAGCAUCAACUGGUCAACUCCCUUGACAUUGAUGACAUGAAGGCCUUCUUCGCUGCUCACGGCAUCGAGCUACAGCAGCAAGACUCGUCUGCUCUGGCCCUUGCACAGCCAACCCUUCCAAGAGUUGUCAAAGUUUACUCUCACGCUGUGCGCCGCAACAGCUACAAAGCCUACAUCAAGUACAAAGUUCUUUAUGAAGGACACCAUCGCUCAAGCAUCCUUACUCCAAUCUGGCUGCCUUACAACGCUCCUCACCCCGGCUUUGCGGCAGCCAUUCGCAUCUACUUCCUUGACAAGAAUCACUGGGUCAGUACCAGCUCUUUGAACCACCUAAAGGCGUCUGAUCCCGACUUCUGGACGCCGCGUAAGUCGCUCAUCAAACACAUGAGCAUCAAAGGCCACCGACUCUAG